AAUAAGUAUAAAACUUAUGUUUGCGCAAAUUAGACGAAAAUUGUGUUUUCUUUGAUUAUAUAUUGGAAAGUAAGGCUUAUUUAACAACCAUUUUUGGGGUACUGUCUUUUUGAUAGACGUACGAUAAUUUUCUCAACGGUACGAUAAUUUGUAUACUCAAAUACGAUAAUUCUCUUCCGCACACCUGGCAACACAAUUUGUCAUAAUGCAUAUGUCAACUGUGCGACCAAUGACCAUACAAUACAUUGCCCAUCACAAAACAUUUUUUAGUUUAUAGUUUCGGUCUCUCAACUUUCGCAUGUAACCUUUUCAUAAUUCCAAAAUGCUUUAUCAAAUUCAGAAUGAAUUUUAUUUAUAGCUUACACUUUAAUAGUAGUAACUGUGAGAUUACGUUAUGUUAUGAUAUAUUAUCAAUAAUCUAAAAAGCAUAAUAAAACAUUAUUUCCUUAUUCUUAAUGUCGUGCCCGUUAAGUGUUAGAAUGUAUCAUAUUUUUUGGGUUAUAUUGUACAGACUUUGGGAUGUGUCAACGUUAACUUUAAUAUCCAGUAUUAUAGUAUUUUUCCUAUAUGGAUAUUUGAUUGCAUUUUGUGUCUUUAUGGUAGGUCUGUCUGGAAUCUUGUACAAUGCUCAAGACCUUUUGUUAUAUUAUCCAAAUGAUCCACCGGAAUCCAGAAUGUUCAUCCUUCAACCUAGCAACUUUAAGUUACCUCAUGAAAAUAUUAAAAUAAACAACAAGGAUAAAUUAAAAAUUCACAUAUACCUUAUUAAACAACCAACUAAUAGUAACCAUAUACCAACAAUGAUAUUUUUUCAUGGGAAUGCUGGUAACAUGGGCCAGAGGCUGUCUAAUGUUUCCGGAUUUUAUCACAAAUUAAAAAUAAAUAUAAUGAUGGUGGAGUAUAGAGGUUAUGGUUUAUCAGAAGGCACGCCAUCAGAAAGGGGUCUCUACAUAGAUGCUCAAUCUGCACUUGACUACAUUAUGCACAGAACGGACAUUGAUCGCUCAAAGAUUGUUUUGUUUGGCAGGUCAUUAGGUGGAGCAGUGGCUAUAGACUUAGCUUCCAGGUUGGAGAAUAGAAAUAAGAUCUGGGCUUUAGUUGUGGAGAAUACAUUCACGAGCAUACCUGAUAUGGCUCAGAUCAUUCUCAAGUGGAGGUGUUUGAAGAUACUACCACUGAUAUGUUACAAGAACAAGUACAUGUCAGUGAACAAAAUUGCUCAAGUACUAGCACCCACAUUAGUAAUUUGUGGCUCCAAUGACAGUCUAGUGCCACCUGAAAUGGCAAAUCAGCUGUACAUGAGGUGUGGAGCCAUCUGCAAGAAGCUGACUGUGAUGCCGGGCGGCGGCCACGACAACACCUGGACCUGCAGAGACUACUACUCUUCCAUCCAGCAGUUUCUGGUCAAUGUUCCGAUGUUGCCAGCUAGUCUCGGACCACUUCUCGACGGCGAAGACAACGAUGCUUAUGAUAACAAUGUGACGGGACACAACUUAGUGCACACAGUAUAGUGAGUUGACUGAGUGAUAAUAUAUAAUGUGUACAAAAAAGUACUUUUACCUCAAUUUGCACAUAUUAUGCUAACAUGUAAAUUAUUUUUUAUAUCAUCUUAUUAUUAUUGUACAGAAAGUUAAUUAUCACUGCCAAUCACCCAUCGACAAGAGCACAUACAUGUGGUGUUUUGUAGCAGUUCAAGAAGGUCUUUAAAAAAAAAUAGAUGACCCGUUUAAAGUGUGUAGGGCGCAUGGUACCUACACUCCUAGAUGUUGUACGUAAUUAUAGAAAUUGUAAUUUGUAGCACAAGUUUUGCAAUUGAAAAGCAAUAAUAAACGCAAGCUUGUCAUUUAAUUUGGAGAAGCAAUAAAUUUAUUUCUUAUA
Molecule: messenger RNA, 1878 nt
Organism: Cydia pomonella (codling moth)
Lineage: Eukaryota; Metazoa; Arthropoda; Insecta; Lepidoptera; Tortricidae
Gene: Bem46
Product: protein ABHD13
Exons: 5
Coding region: 456-1511 (351 amino acids)
Cellular component (GO): membrane
Molecular function (GO): palmitoyl-(protein) hydrolase activity
Source: RefSeq, a predicted model, not a curated record